Messenger RNA from Hymenoscyphus albidus, 2061 nucleotides. Lineage: Eukaryota; Fungi; Ascomycota; Leotiomycetes; Helotiales; Helotiaceae. The record is from the annotation of a GenBank genome assembly.
CCCCUUUUUCCUACAGGUUCUACGGUCGCGAAACAUCUUACUACUUUUGAGAUGGGCCUGUAGAUUACUGUAUGAACCUUGGGAUACCCCGCAUGCUUGUUUAUGGUGCUGUAUUACCAAGAAAUUUGAAAGCAAAGAUCGAUCACAUGUUUGCUCUAAUUACUGUAUCGGAAUAUGAGGAAUUCUGACUGAAUAAUAGAUCGAUCGGUUCAAGUGACUAUGAACUGGUCUAGAAGGAUGGUAAUGGAAUGGAAUAUAAUCACUGUGAUGCUCAUUUCGCCAACAUGAAUGUUGCGGGGGCUCAGGAUUAGUGUGGUGGGCGUUUGUUUAUGAUGGACCAAUUUCCUCCACUCACAACCAUCUAUUUAUGCUAAGUGGACCUUCUCCCACUCUAUCUGAACCCAGAUUUCUCCCAGGAUAACAGAGUUAGCUACUAAUGGCGAUCAAAGCGGAUACCAAAGUGGAUACACAGUAUACCCCUCGCUACCAACUGGAUCAUUUCCAAGGGCAUGUACCGAUCGAUAUGUUGCUACCAUUGUUGACGUUGUGGGCUCUCACAUUAAUGCUUCAGUGCUUCAUCACACAUGGGAACCAACAGAGCCCGAGGAUUAGCCAGGGCUUUUUGUGAGUAGUUGGAGGACAGAUGAGGGGCGGUCUAUUGCGUCAAUACGUACUGACGGAACAUCUAUGCUUUUUGGUUUGCUUCCAAGUGGAGGCGUAUGUAUAUAUAAGGGGCACACACCCAUUCCACAGGUUCCUUCCUCUCCAUCCAUAUUCACGCACUCACUUUCUCACUCAUACAUUCAUUACUUCGAGUUGUUUGCAAUAUUUUCAUCAUGGUUCAAGCUUCCACCCUUCUUACCUUGGUUGCUGCAUCUGUUGCAUUUGUUUCGGCAGCUCCAGCAACCCAUUCUGUCGGUUUCGCUAAAAGAGCGACUUGUACUUUCUCUGGAUCCAAUGGAGCAGCUGAAGCAAAGAAGAACAAGGGCAAUUGCUCAACUAUCACCCUUAAGGACGUUGCCGUCCCGGCUGGUCAAACCCUCGACCUGACCAAGCUUAAGAGCGGUACCAAGGUUCGUCAACCAUUCCAUCACUUGCACAUUCCAUGGCGGAAGACUUACAGUAAUAGGUUAUCUUCCAAGGAACAACAACAUUCGGCUACGAGGAAUGGUCCGGUCCUCUGAUCUCAGUGUCUGGAUCCUCCAUCACAGUCUCUGGUGCUUCAGGACACUUGAUUGACGGAAAUGGAAUUAGAUGGUGGGACAAUCAGGGAGGCAACGGUGGAAAGGACAAGCCCAAAUUCUUCUACGCACACUCUCUCAAGAACUCCGUCAUUGAGAACCUUUCAUUCAAAGAUACCCCGGUUCAAUUGAUGUCUAUCAACAGCGUCGAGGCACUCCAAGUCAAGGGAAUCAGCAUGGAUAACAAGCUUGGAGAUACUAAGGGAGGACACAACACAGAUGCUUUUGAUGUUGGAUCCUCAACCGGUGUUGCAAUUUCAGGAGCAAACAUCGUUAACCAAGACGAUUGCAUUGCGAUCAACAGUGGAACUGUAAGUAGACAAGCUUGAGUUAUCUUUACCCUACUAACAUAAUUUAGGACAUCACUUUCACUGAAGGACGGUGUAUAGGAGGCCACGGUCUCUCCAUCGGAUCAGUUGGAGGCCGAGAGGACAACACCGUCAGCAAUGUCAUGAUCACUUCAUCCACCAUUAAAGACUCCGACAACGGAGUCCGAGUCAAGGCCGUCUACGGCGCCACAGGAGCAGUCAAGGGAGUUACUUACAAAGACAUCACCCUCCAAAACAUCGCCAAGUACGGUAUUGUCAUCCAACAAGAUUACAAGAACGGCUCACCAACUGGAAAGCCUACAACCGGUGUUCCAAUCACUGGUCUCACCCUCCAGAACGUCAAGGGUACAGUCAAGAGCAGUGGAAAAAACAUUUACAUUUUGUGUGGAAAGGGUUCUUGCUCUAGCUGGAAUUGGUCUGGUAUCUCUGUUACAGGUGGAAAGCAGGCCCGCAGUGAGUGCACGAACGUUCCUUCUGGAGUCUCUUGUUAA